CUGCGGUGACUCCGGGGCGGGGCUGUGGGCAGGGUGCCGAUUGAAAGAUCUACUCCGCGGGAAUGGGGGGUGUGGUUGUUCGGCCAGCGUCCUUCGAGUGGGAGAGUGGCUCCGCGACCACCGGUGGCCGGACCCCCUCUGCCUUCUGCUAGAGAUGCUUUUCCUCUCGUUUCAUGCAGGCUCCUGGGAAAGCUGGUGCUGCUGCUGCUGCCUGAUUCCUGCCGACCGAUCUUGGGACCGGGGCCCGCGCUGGCGGCUGGAGAUGGCGGACACUAGAUCGGUCCAUGAAACCAGGUUUGAGGCGGCCGUGAAGGUGAUCCAGAGUUUGCCGAAAAAUGGUUCAUUCCAGCCAACAAAUGAAAUGAUGCUCAAGUUCUAUAGCUUCUAUAAACAGGCAACUGAAGGACCCUGUAAGCUUUCAAGACCUGGAUUCUGGGAUCCUAUUGGAAGAUAUAAAUGGGAUGCUUGGAGUUCUUUGGGUGAUAUGACCAAGGAAGAAGCCAUGAUUGCAUAUGUUGAAGAAAUGAAAAAGAUUCUUGAAACUAUGCCAAUGACUGAAAAAGUUGAAGAAUUGCUACAUGUCAUAGGUCCAUUUUAUGAAAUUGUAGAAGACAAAAAGAGUGGAAGGAGUUCUGAUUUAACCUCAGUCCGACUGGAGAAAAUCUCUAAAUAUUUAGAAGAUCUUGGUAAUGUUCUAACUUCUACUCCAAAUGCUAAGACUGUUAAUGGUAAAGCUGAAAGCAGUGAUAGUGGAGCAGAGUCCGAGGAAGAAGAGGCCCAAGAAGUAAAAGGAGCAGAACAAAUGGAUAAUGCUAAGCAGAUGAUGAAGAAAUCAGAUUAUAAGGAUUUAGAGAUUAUUGUCACGAAUGGCUAUGAUAAAGACAGCUUUGUUCAGGAGAUACAGAAUGACAUUCAUGCCAACUCUUCUCCAAAUGACCAAAGUGCUGAUGACGUAAAACCUGUAGAUAAAAACUUGGAGCAAACUGAAAAAGUUGCUGCCUGCAUUCACCAAGAUAUAAAUGAUGAUCAUGUUGAAGAUGUUUCAGGAAUUCAGCAUUUGACAAGUGAUUCAGACAGUGAAGUUUACUGUGAUUCUAUGGAGCAAUUUGGACAAGAAGAGUCUUUAGACAGUUUUACAUCAAACAAUGGACCAUUUCAGUAUUACUUGGGUAGUGAUUGCAAUCAGCCCUUGGAAAAUUCUGGUUUUCCUGAAGAUGUCCAAGUAUCUCCUGGAAGUGGCAACAUUGGGAAUAUGCAGGUGGUAACAGUUGAAGGAAAAGGUGAAGUAAAGCAUGGAGGAGAAGAUGGCAGAAGUAACAGUGGAGCACCACACCGUGAGAAGCGAGGCGGAGAAAAUGAGGAAUUCUCUAAUGUCAGAAGAGGGAGAGUGGAAACACUAACCGCUUCACAGGCAAAAUCAUCAACGUUGCAGACUAGUACUCAACCUUCCUCACAGAGACCAUCUUGGUGGCCCUUUGAGAUGUCUCCUGGUGCAUUAACUUUUGCUAUUAUAUGGCCUUUUAUUGCCCAGUGGUUGGUGCAUUUAUAUUAUCAAAGAAGGAGAAGAAAACUGAACUGAAGAAAAUGAUAUUUUACUUAAGAAGACUGCUGGGCCUGGAUGACCUCAGAAUGAAAUGGAUUGUGGAGUUCACAAGAAAAUCUUAAUUUGUGAUGAUUACAUUUCUUUUUUGUUGUCCAGUAGUUUGGUUUGUGUACAUAUAUACAUACAUAUUUUUUGCACUACACAAAUGAUAACAUUUUAAGGACUAAUAGUGCUGAUACUUGAAUAAUCAAUCAGAACUAGUUUAUAAGUAACAUAUAUUAUACCCUACUCUUGAACUUGAAGGACAUUAAAUUAUUGUUUGGUAACAUUUACCUGAUUAUCUUCCAUAGAGAAAUAUAAGCUGCUUCCCAAGGUACAGGUCUGAUAAUAAGAUCAGAUUUAUAUAAGUGGGUAUUUUUCAUUUUCUAAGUUAAAUAUGAGAAAGAAUGUAAACCAAGAAUGAGUUUCAAAUGAGGGUAAAUGGAUUUUAUAUUAGUUACUGAAUUGCCAUGCCAAGUAGUAGAAACUGCUGGAAGAAUCUUCUCCACAUUCACUUUGUGGGCUGCACAUAAUCUUUCUUGAGUAGUCACAUCUCAGAGUUAAUGUCAGGCAUCAUUAUUAAAAAUUAUAUCCCUUAGUUUUUACAAAUGAGUUACAGAUAGACAUAACAUGAUGAUGGAAAUUAUGAAAAAUGGGCUUAAUGUAAUAGAUUUAAAAGUAUAUUCUGAGCCUACAGAUAACCUAUAAGAUUUUAAUUCAAUCAUAUACAUAUAUUCCUUUGUAAUUAUUUUUCUUUGAGGAUAUCUAGUGUAUGCUUCAUAGGGUGCUUUGAAAUAUAAAAUGAAAACUUAUUUAUACUGUUUUUACAAAGGUAAAAAAGGAAACACAUUAAUAUCACUUUUCUGCAACUGGUAAACUAUACAGACUGGACUCUUUAACCUCUUAGUGCCUCAGUUUUUCCUUGGGGGUAUAAUAUUUGGAUAUACAUACUUCAUUAGGGGUAUUGGAAGGUUUUACAAGCUAACAGGCCAUAUGCUUUUUAUGAAUAGGCAUGCUCAACCAAUGAAAAUUUAAGUCCCUCUAUCCCACAUCUCACCUUUUAGACUAAAAGGAAGACUGUAAUUUAGAUCCUUGAAGAUUGCAUUUGGAAAAUCAUUCUUCCUGUAUACCUUACAAAACUCUACAUUUAGUUAGAUGUACUUUGUGCUUUAAAGAUUUCUAUGAAUCAGAGACUUUGUAGCAGAUAAUUUUGAAGAAUUCUGUAUUGCAAGAUGUUGGGAUUAGCAUGUGUUCAGAGUGUUUUUAAUAAGAGGGAAGAAAUUAGUCCAACUUUAAUAUACAGAGUGGUUCUUUAUUUGCCUGAAGAAAAAAUAUGAGAAUACAGUUUGCUUUUCCCAAACUCAUGUUCUUAUUUCUUCUUUCGUAUAACUUAAUGUUUUUUUAGUUUUUAAUCCAUCUAGAUUAAAACGUAUCUAAAAGGAUCUUCCUUUGCUUAAAAACAACAAAAAGAAACAACCUAUCC
Molecule: messenger RNA, 3065 nt
Organism: Urocitellus parryii (Arctic ground squirrel)
Lineage: Eukaryota; Metazoa; Chordata; Mammalia; Rodentia; Sciuridae
Source: RefSeq, a predicted model, not a curated record